This is a messenger RNA of Didymella exigua CBS 183.55, 396 nucleotides long. RefSeq lists its product as uncharacterized. The record is from RefSeq and is a predicted model, not a curated record. The transcript has a single exon. NCBI's taxonomy places the organism in Eukaryota, Fungi, Ascomycota, Dothideomycetes, Pleosporales, Didymellaceae. Bases 89 to 307 code for a protein of 72 amino acids.
UUCGGCGACGCAAGAAGCCGCAGAUUGGAAAGAGAGACCCGAGGGCCGGGGUCAAGCGCUGUGCAACGGGGCCCUCGACAUUCGGGGAAUGCGUGCAGGAUGCGUGGAAGUCACCAUGCCCGCCACGCUCAUCUCGUUCAGAUGCUGCAGGUCAGCAUGUACUCAGAUAUCGCGAGCCCGAGUCAGUGGUGACUGUGGAAGCACGACUGCACGACGUGACGAAUGGUGUGGUGGCGGGCCCGGCGCGGUGGUCGUGGGUGAGACAAUGGCUUUGUACGAGACUGUACUACAUUGUGCAAAUUUUUAAUUUAGGAGAGAGGUGGCAGAGAUGCAUGAUUAUCUAGAGGCGUUCCUCGAAGAGGUGAGCCACGGUAGAGUGAGAUAGUACCUAGCUAC